AUUUGUUGUGUUUCUUAAAAGUGGUUAUCAGUAGAAACAAUAACUAUCCAUUGUGUAACAGUAGACUUAAAAAACAGAGGACACCAUUGGUGUCUGUUUAGAAUUACUUGUUUGUUUAUAAUUUAAAAACGAUUAUAUAUGGACCCUCGGGUUAUAUUAAAUCAUUUGUAAAGAAGUGUAACGAUGAAAACAGCAAUGGAGCUCCCCAAACUUGUAAUCAAAUUGGCACUUAUCGUGGGCACAUGUUCCUCAGGCAUUAUUAGUGGAGAUGAUAAUAAAGUGGACAGUGUAUUUGCCCCUUUCGGAAAAUGCGAAUGUGGUGUUUUUGAAUUUGGUUUGAUUGAAAAUGCAGAGCCUAUUAUAAAACAAACACCAAUUAAUGUUACUUGCGAUGCAACAGGGUAUACAAACUGUUUAAAUAUUUGUUCUGCAUUGGCCCAUGCCGCUAAAACACAAGGGCCGGAAAUAUUAUGUGGAAUUCUAAAAAAUACGGACAAGUUGAAGGUGGGUGUUUAUACAAGGGUGUGUAAUGGGGCAUCGUGGGCUCAUACAGGGUUAACUUCUCCCUCGCCCAUCUGCUGUGAAGAGUCUCAAAUCAAAAACUGUACGAUUACUGAAGGUGAAACAGAACCAACUUCUACUGUACAAAUUUCACCACUAACUGAACGAAAUGAAUAAUUUUUUUAUUAAUGUAAGUACUUAUUUAAAAUCAAAAUAGUGAUAUUGAAUGUAUGUAAAUACAAAUUGACAGACGGUCUUAGUGAUGACGAUCAGGCAGGGACACAACAUGACGAUUUAAUUUUUAAAUAAAUUUUUAGUCCUCA
Molecule: messenger RNA, 824 nt
Organism: Agrilus planipennis (emerald ash borer)
Lineage: Eukaryota; Metazoa; Arthropoda; Insecta; Coleoptera; Buprestidae
Exons: 4
Coding region: 184-678 (164 amino acids)
Source: RefSeq, a predicted model, not a curated record